Molecule: messenger RNA, 2096 nt
Organism: Patiria miniata (bat star)
Lineage: Eukaryota; Metazoa; Echinodermata; Asteroidea; Valvatida; Asterinidae
Product: vasopressin V1a receptor-like
Exons: 2
Coding region: 151-1458 (435 amino acids)
Biological process (GO): G protein-coupled receptor signaling pathway
Cellular component (GO): membrane
Molecular function (GO): vasopressin receptor activity; peptide binding
Source: RefSeq, a predicted model, not a curated record
UAAGUUCAUCUGAAGACACCGGGGAAGAGGUUCUGCUGUUUUUAAUGGCUUUCGAAGUUCUACAGAGGAAAGGAUAGUCUAGUUUGCUUUGGAAUCACAUAUUUCGACAUCAAGCGCCUUUGGAAAAUUAGACGAACAAUUCGAGAGAAAAUGGCGCUGCCCAAAGGUUCUCCAUUCUCAACUUAUGCACCUUCGGCAAGUGACAGGUUGGAUCCAACCCCGUCAUCGGAAGACAGCAAUGUCACUUAUGGACUUAUCACCAACUCGACUCCAGCCCCGACGGUCUGGUACCCCAAGCGAGACGAGCAGCUUGCCACUGGCGAGAUUCUCAUCUCGGCAUCCAUCUGCUUCAUGGCGAUCCUCGGGAACUCCAUUGUGAUCGCGGUCCUGUGGCGUCGACGCAAGAGUCUCUCCCGUAUGCAUUAUUUCAUUAUCCAUCUCUGUAUCGCCGAUCUGACCGUGGCGUUUUUCCACACCUUUCCGCAAAUGAUCUGGGAUAUCACUUAUAAGUUUAACGCCCCGGAUGCCAUCUGCAGGCUUGUCAAGUUCUUCCAGUUGUUCCCAGUCUACCUGUCCACUUACAUCCUCGUCAUGACGGCUAUAGACAGGUACCUGGCUAUUUGUCACCCGUUGAUGGGGUUGCGUGGCAACAACAACAAGCGCAUGCGCCUGAUGGUCAUCACCGCGUGGAUCAUAUCGGCCGUGUGCAGCAUGCCGCAGUUGUGGUUCUUCAAGUUGAAGAAUCGCACCCGUGGGCCAGGGGCGGUCUGGAUGGACUGUCGCGCUAACUUCCCCAGUGUCAGUGUCGUCACUGCUUACGUGACCUUCUUCACCAUGGCAAUCUACGUCAUCCCAAGUCUCAUCCUAGCCGGAAUGUACGGGAUGAUCUGCCUGACCGUCUGGAAGAACAUGGACAAGCAGUACAAGUCCCCAGGCAAGAAGCUCACAUCGGUGUCGCAGAAGGACAACAACAAUUGGGAAGACGACGAGACGGACAAACUCAAUCCAGAACACGUGGAGCUGCAGCAGACGAACGCCGCCAAGAGGGAGAACGAGGCCAACCAAAAGCCGCAGAUGCUGUACCGGCGCCACGGCGCGGCGGGCAAAGUUUCGCGCGCAAAGAUCAAGACUGUCAAGAUGACGUUGACGAUCGUGACAGUGUAUGUGGUCACAUGGGCACCUUUCUUCAUUGCACAGAUGCUGUCUGUAUGGGCCCCAUGGCUUAACUUUGAAGCACUCUUCUUCACCAUUUCUUUGCUGCUAAUCAGUCUCACAAGUUGCGUCAAUCCGUGGAUAUACUUCGCGUUCUCAAGCAACGCCAUCCGGGACAUCCAACAGGCAUUCGGCUGUUCCAAUCUCUUCCGGAGGGAGAACGGUCUGGCUUCGGACCGGACUCACCACGAUGACACGUCCAGUCGCUACGUGUCAACCACCGGCACAGCGGCUGCCUCGAUGUAGACAGGGGUCAUCAAUUGAGGGCGGCAUUGGGGCGAGACAACCCAUUCAUCAUUUGUGUCGGCGAAGGUGUCGUUCCAAUUGUGUCGCUCUUGUCUGUUAAAAGACAACUGCCGACAGGAAAGGUCGUAUUUAACAGCGCCACCUUGUGUCAGAUAGCAUCAAGUCCCAUUCAUCUUGUGUAUAGCGCCACCUGGUGGUAGAUGAUGGAUAGCCAACGGUUUUUCGAAUGUCCGGCCGUUCGUAAUUUUAAGAAAAACAUUUCUGGUGACGUUUCUGCCCAUCAUGGUCAUUGAUAAAAUAAACCGUUGGCUAGACGCCAAAAAUACACAUUGAUUUAGUCUGGCGACGCGUCGCCCGUCCAUGUGCGACAAUGAGAGCAGCAACUACACUACACCUGCAGCAAAGGUGCAACGAGGUGGCACAUAAAGGUGUCCCAGGUGCAGGUGCUGACCUUUGCAGUGUUUGACUCAGUGUAUAGGCGUUACCAUUGAGCACCGAGGCAAGUCUCGAAUUAGGUGAUGUGUCUCUAAGGCAAAACAAAAAAGAAAGAUUCUUUUCGCCCAAAUCUUCGCAAUUAUAGCUUUCUCAAUAUUGAAUUAUACUCCCCUUCCAUCAAGAGUAAUUUCUGCGAAGUUUGA